AUGGGCUCUCGCAUCUUCAACUUCAUCGCCAACAAAUGGACCAACAGUCCGGGAAAAAAGACGACGUCUGAAGUGGAUCAUUCGUCGGGCACGAGCACCCCUGCUGCCACUACCACCACCUCUACUACGGCUACUUCAGUGCACGAGGAAUCGUCGUCCCCGCCAUCAUCCGUGGACGAGUCGGGUGCGGUCGCUGACGAGGUGAAAAUGGAGACUGAAAAGGAAGAUGGUACAAACAUGGAGCUCGAAAGCGAAGUACAGCAACAGGAGGAGAAGGAGGAAGACGAAGAUGAUACCGAGGGAAUGGAUAUGAAAGCCAGGGCAUUGACAAAACUGCUCCAGACAAGCUCAGUUUUCGUCGCUAUCAUGGCCGAUAAGAUGAAAGAACAACAGAAACAGCAACAAGACGCAGCUAGGAGAAAAGCCGCAAAACGACACGCAGAACCAACCAAGGAAACAUCAACUCCUGCACACGGCCGUCGCAGCACUCGCUUCAAGGGCAAUGAAGAAAUAAAACCCGAACCUGCAGCCGCAGGAAAAGGUGGCAAACCUGAACCGAAGAAAUCCGCUGCGAAAAAGGGUGCAGCCAAGAAGGGUGUUCAGAGUAACAACAUCUCAAGCUACUUCCAAAAAGCAGAUGUAGAGAUGAAAGGGGAUAAUCCUACAGUUCAAGAGGCGCUGGCCCAGGCGGCAGACGAGUUUGAGGCAAAACCCACUGCGAUCGGUGAGCAAGAGGGCCUGGUUGCAACCGAACAACCUAGUCUUGUCUCGGGUGGAAAGAUGAGAGAGUACCAAUUAGAAGGCCUAGAAUGGAUGAAGUCACUGUGGAUGAAUGGGCUGUGUGGUAUCCUUGCGGACGAAAUGGGACUCGGCAAGACCGUCCAGGCAAUAUCAUUAAUCGCGUUUUUCAAAGAGAACAACAUCUCUGGCCCUUUCUUAAUUGCAGCACCUUUAAGUACGGUUAGCAAUUGGGUGGAUGAGUUUCAGAGAUGGACACCCGAAAUCAACACGAUCUUAUAUCACGGCUCUAAGGAUGACCGAGCUGAGCUUCGGCAGCAGAUGAAGCUAAAAGAUCAGAAGUCUAUGGACUUUCCUGUUAUUUGCACUUCGUACGAGAUUUGCAUGAACGACCGCGCUUUCCUGUCUCAGUUUCAAUGGAGAUACAUUGUCGUGGACGAGGGUCACCGACUGAAAAACAUGAACUGCAAAUUGAUCAAAGAGCUUCUUUCCUACAAUUCUGCCAACCGUCUGCUCAUUACUGGAACACCAUUGCAAAACAACAUUUCCGAGCUGUGGUCUCUCUUGCAUUUCCUGCUGCCUGAGAUUUUCAACGAUUUGGAAAGCUUCGAGGGCUGGUUCGAUUUUUCGUCCGUUCUCGAUCGAAAUGGCCAAAGGGACGUUGUUGAAAAGCGCAAGCGAAAUCUUGUGACUACUAUGCACUCCAUCCUCAAACCGUUUCUUUUGCGGCGUAUCAAGACCGACGUCGAGACCGAUCUUCCCAAAAAGCGAGAGUACAUUCUUUACGCACCACUUACGGCGGAACAGAAGGAUCUUUAUCGAGAGAUAUUAAGUGGCACUGGGCGCCAAUACUUGGAGAACAAGGCAAUUGAACGCAUCGAAGCUAAGAGUGGACGGCCAUCUCGUUCGGCCAGCGUGAAGAGAAAGGCAGAAGACAGUGGAGACAGCACUCCGGCUAAAAGUACACGGACGAAUCGCUCAUCUACUCCAGGCAGUAUCAGUGGUCGCACCCGAAAGGGGCGUCAGAGCUAUAGAGAAAUUGGCGAUCGAGAAUUCAAUGCUCAGCUCCGACGAUUGGAAGAUGGCAUUGAGGACCAAGAAGAGAAUGAAGAAAGCCCCGGCGAAACCGAGCAGGAAGAGAUGGAGCGGGCCAAGACGAUUAAACUAGCAAAGAAGGAAAUCAGCAAUAAGAAACUUCAGAACCCGGUCAUGCAAGCUCGACUAGCCUGCAAUUCUCCGCAUAACUUUUAUUGGCCAUGGGGCGAGGAUUCCUCGACCGUGGAUGAGACGCUUGUAACGGCAUCCGGCAAGAUGCUGCUUCUCGACCGCUUGGUCCCGUGUCUGAUGCGCAAGGGUCACAAGCUUUUGAUAUUCUCUCAGUUCAAGACACAGCUCGACCUGAUACAAGACUGGGCCACGCUCCGCAAGUGGAAUUGCUGCCGUAUCGACGGUGGCGUCAGCCAAGUUGACCGCCGAGAUCAGAUCAAGGCCUUCAACACGAACAAAAAUUACAAAAUCUUCUUGCUCAGCACCCGCGCUGGGGGCCAGGGAAUCAAUCUGACAGCUGCUGACACGGUUAUUCUGUACGACUCGGAUUGGAAUCCUCAACAAGACCUGCAAGCACAAGACCGCGCCCAUCGUAUCGGCCAAACCCGACCAGUCAUAGUCUACCGUCUUGCUACAAAAGGAACCGUGGAACAGACACUGCUAGAGAAAGCAGACUCGAAACGCAGAUUAGAGCGUCUCGUGAUUCAAAAGGGAAAGUUCAAAAGUCUUCUUGAUAACAAUAACGGCACUACCAUUCACAACGAAGUCGAAGAGCUACGCAAGGCCCUUGGCGAGGAUGAGUUUGAGCAAUUCCAUAUCAGCAGUGACGAUCCAAAGUCUAUUCUUUCUGACGAAGAUCUUGCCAUUCUUACGGAUCGAAGUGAGGAAGCCUAUGUUCGCGCCGAGAAGGGCUUGGAAAGGACGGGCCGCGCUUUCCAGGCUGUGGAGACCAAGGAAGACCAGGGGAUUAUGGCGGAGCUUACUGUGCGUUGA
Talaromyces rugulosus is the source of this 2778-nucleotide messenger RNA. RefSeq lists its product as uncharacterized. The record is from RefSeq and is a predicted model, not a curated record. Gene Ontology annotation, cellular component: nucleus; pericentric heterochromatin. The transcript is spliced from 3 exons. Gene Ontology annotation, biological process: negative regulation of gene expression via chromosomal CpG island methylation; DNA methylation-dependent constitutive heterochromatin formation; pericentric heterochromatin formation. Gene Ontology annotation, molecular function: chromatin binding; ATP binding; ATP-dependent chromatin remodeler activity. Lineage: Eukaryota; Fungi; Ascomycota; Eurotiomycetes; Eurotiales; Trichocomaceae. Bases 1 to 2778 code for a protein of 925 amino acids.